This is a messenger RNA of Durusdinium trenchii, 2523 nucleotides long. The record is from the annotation of a GenBank genome assembly. NCBI's taxonomy places the organism in Eukaryota, Dinophyceae, Suessiales, Symbiodiniaceae.
AAAAGACCUCACCACCCCCAAUCUGCGAGUCCUGACUGCUUCGUAUGUUGUCAUCCUGAACUGGUCACUGGCAGUUUUUCGAGCCACCCCAAACGGUUCAUUUCAAACGUUGGAACUUGUUGAAGCUAGCCGUUGACCCUUCUGGCCAUGGCGAAUGUAGCUGUGACCUUUACAGUGGAAUGCUCCUGCACAGAACAUGGUGAAGAGGUUUAUGUCGUGGGAUCUCACAAGAAGCUGGGCGCAUGGGAUCCCCUUGAGGCUGUGCGGUGUACGACCACUGCUGAAAACUUUCCGCGGUGGACAUCGAGCCCUGUGUCUCUGACAAAUGGAAGCAGGAUCGAGUUCAAGACGGUGAUCCGUGGCCCCGGGGGCAAGAAAUGGGAGCACGGUCAGAACCGGCUCUUGCAGCUCUCAGUGCCUUCGCAUGAGGCUCGGACAAAUGUGGCAUUCACAUGGGGCCAGCCAGGAGUCAAUGAAGAGGACGAUCGGGUCAGUGAAAUGACGGGCGGCUUCCGGCGCGCGACCUCUGGUGGCUCCGAGAAGAGUGGCCCUUUGACUCGGAUGAUGGAAAGCGGAUCCUCGAUGAGUCGUCGUGGCAGUCGUCAUUUGUGCAAGACUCGGAAUGGCAUGGUGAACGAGGAGAUGACCAGGACUCCGAGCUUGCUGUUGGUGGAUUUCCGUGAGUUUCAAGAAGCUGCCGUGGAGCACGAGAAGGAGUUGGAUGACAUCGAAGAGCGUGCCAAAUUGAACAGGCUGCAGAGGAAGAUGAAAAGCACUCAGCUCAUCGAGCGCAUGGCGAAGAUCACCGACACCGUGGACCCCUCAAGGACUGUUCUCCUACAAGGCUUCAACUGGGAGAGCUGGAGAGCCGGUGGAGGAGAUUUCUACAAUGCAGUCGGGCGCAAGGUACAGCUGUUUCAUGAGAUGGGCUUCACAGAUCUCUGGCUUCCACCCUGCUCACAAUCGGUGGCUCCUCAGGGUUAUCUGCCGUCACAGCUCUUCAACUUGGAUGGCUCCAAGUAUGGCACCCAACAAGCCUUGGAAGACCUGUUGGAGAAGUGCCACAAGAACGGGAUCCGCUGUAUGGCUGACAUCGUGAUCAAUCACAGGUGUGGCGAUCGUCAAGAUGGUGAGGGGCGAUGGAAUCAAUUCUCGAGCGGGAUGCAAUCCAGGCCCAGCUUUGCCGGCGUGGCAGACUGGGGUGGCUGGGCCGUCACCUUGGGGGACCAAUACUCCGACGGAAGUGGAAUGCAUGGCCCUGGCCAUAGUGACGGUCGUUUCGAUGCUGCUCCAGAUAUCGACCAUCGACACCCCAAGGUGCAGGAAUGCAUCAGCAUUUGGUUGCGAUGGCUUCGUUUGCAGGUUGGCUUCGAUGGGUGGCGCUUUGACUUCGUCAAGGGGUAUGGCCCGGAGUUUGUCGGAAAGUACUGCGACAAGAGCCAUCCUGCCUGGGCGGUUGGUGAGCUCUGGACAGACAUGAACUAUGACCUCCACGGCCUUUGCUACAAUCAAGAUAAGCAUCGGCAGACCUUGGUCGACUGGGUGAACGCGACUGGCAAGAAAUCAACCGCCUUUGACUUUACCACGAAAGGAGUUCUUCAAGAAGCCUGCAGAUUGACCCAGUUCUGGAGGCUCCGGGACAAAGACGGCAAGCCUCCCGGGCUCAUCGGGUGGCUCCCGCAAUAUGCGGUCACUUUCAUCGACAACCACGACACCGGAAGCACUCAGCGCCAUUGGCCUUUCCCGGAUGACAAGGUCCUGAUUGGCUAUGCAUACAUCCUGACGCACCCAGGAAUCCCGUCCGUUUUUUGGGAUCACAUCAUGGAAUGGGGUGACGAGCCCCGCAAGAAGAUCGGCUCAUUGAUGAAGGCUCGGCGCGAUGCAGCCAUUCCGGUGGACGCGCCCGUGAACAUCCAAUGCGCCGACGACACCCUCUACCUGGCGGAGAUCGGCAAUCCCCCAAGCUUGCGGGUGGCCCUUGGCCCGCGCCCUGCUGGGCAGCCUGAUAUGAACUACUGGACCAAUGGGCCCUCCGGGCAUGGCUACCGGGUUUGGGUGAAACGAACGGGCUCUACGCAGAAGUACAGCUCGCUGAAUGCCUCGCCGGAGGCGACGCCUCUGGGCUCUCCACGCAGGAAGAAGGAAGGUGCGGUCGGUCUUGGUCCAGAGAUGUUGACAGCUGAGACUUUGAAGAUCAUGGAUGUGCCUCAGCUUCAGAAUCUCAAGGAACGUUUGCAGGCCUUGCUGAACGCCACGGACGCAGCAUUGGCACAUCGAAGGGCCAACGGGUAGCUUCGGCUGAGCAUCGGGCGAUGGCCAUGUUUUUUCGACGUGCUGAGCUUAUUUUGGUUUGGCACGUGAUGGCACCCAAAGAAGUUCGUUUGAGCUUAGCCCAGUUCGACGUGUUGUUUGGUUCGGCUGCCGGUUUGGAAUCUGAACGAAGCAGAAGAAUCCCAUCGGGGAUUUCACCUAAAAGGUGGCAGAGCAGGUUUCCAACUUAUUGCCAACCUGCUCUACCAAUCG